This is a messenger RNA of Clonostachys rhizophaga, 1593 nucleotides long. NCBI's taxonomy places the organism in Eukaryota, Fungi, Ascomycota, Sordariomycetes, Hypocreales, Bionectriaceae. The record is from the annotation of a GenBank genome assembly.
AUGGAGAAGGCCGAAAUCCACCAAGCCGAGCAUCCCGUCGGUGCAAACGAAAGCCUCGGGCGAGCGAUUCAACAAGAAGAAAAAAAUCGAACAUGGGCUCAGUCAAUCCGACGCGACCCCUGGCUGCUGUUCUGGGUCGGGCUGAUGCUCUGGACCCUCAUCGUUCGAGGUUUUGAGAGUCAGGCAUCCGGCUCCGUUGUCAGUAUCCCCGUGUUCAAACAGCAAUUUGGUGUUCUUCAAGAUGGAGCCUACUUCGUCGAUACACGCUGGCUGUCGGCCUUGAAUGGCGGAGCAACUGGUGCAAGCAUCGUCGGCUCCUGGGUAGCAUCAUGGCUGGCUGAUAUCUACGGCACCAAGCCAACAAUCAUCGGCUUUGCAAUGCUCAACAUCGCCUCUGUCGGUGUCGAGUUUGGCUCUACCUCGAUCGGCAUGUACUUUGGCGGCAAGAUGGCCAACUUUGUCGCCAUCGGAGCAUUCUUGACUCUAUGCACGGCCUAUGUCUCUGAUGUCGCGCCUCUGGCCAUCCGCGCAACCCUGAUUGGGUUCUGUAACCUGUCUCAGUGCAUCGGUCCCUUCGUCGCGGCUAUUAUGGCCAACUUCACCUCCACCUGGACCACAUCAUGGGCUUGGAAGUCCUUGAUCUGCGCCCAAUGGGGAUUCGGUGUCAUCGCAAUCAUCGGCCACUUGUUCAUGCCAGAGUCGCCCGUUUUUCUAGCUUCAAAGGGAAAGUUGGAGGAUGCCCGAAAGUCGUUGGAGCGCAUGUACACCGACCCUCGAGAUGCUGAUGGGCAUUUGAAGAGGAUCGUCCUGACUCUGGAGGAGGCAGAGACGCAGAAAUCAUCGUCCUACCUUGAUUGCUUCAAGGGAACCAACUUGCGCCGAACCCUGAUCGCCAUCAUGGUCUUCCAGUCAGAGCCCAAUUCCGGCCUCGGCUUCGUCGGCAGCUACGGAGCUCUGAUGUACCAGUAUAUUGGAGUCAGCGACGCCAAAUCAUUCCAACUUCAAAUUGGCGGUCAAAUCUUGUCCAUCUCUGGAGCUACCAUUGCUCUCUUGCUAUCCGACUUCUACGGCCGCAGGCCCAUGUACAUUGCUGGAUGCACUGGGGUUUCUCUGCUGCUCAUCUGCAUGGCCAUCUCCGGCUCAGUGAAUACAACUGCCGCCGCGACUGCGUCAGUAGGGUUUUAUACGAUGUUCAACUUCUUCUAUAAUGUUGGCAUCGGGUCCACUGUCUAUGCCAUUGCUGGAGAGAUUCCCACAUCCAUCUUGCGAUCAAAGACACUUGCUGUGGCCAUCUCAUCCUCGAAUGCCAUGAAUACGUUCUGGGCUUUCGUGUCUCCCUACAUCUUCAACCCCGAUUACGGAAACCUCAAGGCUAAGAUUGGGUUCGUGUUUGGUGCCAUCAUGGCAAUCUUUAUUGUUCUGGGUUACCUCUAUGUUCCCGAGACCCGGAUGCGAAGUUACGAAGAGCUGGAUGAGCUUUUCAUGAACAAGGUCCCUGCUCGCCAGUUCAAGGGCCACGUUACUGUAGCGGAGCAGCGUGCAGCAGAGGCCUUUACUGCCGAGGACAAGAUGCGCAAGGGCAGCCAAGUAUAA